AUGUGUCAGGGUCGGUGAAAGUGAAACUAAAGCGAACCUGGGUUUUGCAGGGGAAAUCCGCCGCUUUAGUCCGUAUUGUAACAGCAGAAAACAGUAUCUGACAUCCGAGGGGAGACGAACAACAAUGACGGACUUUUCUACAAUUUAUAAACUGUCUCUGGUCGCAGUUACCUGCCUCAUACAAGCGUGCAGCAGCAGCUGCCCGGUGUUGGAGUGCUGGUUUGUGCAGGAGAAGGCCGGUCGAGGAGGAGGUUUAACUGCAGCUACGACUCAGGAAAAAUCUCUGCUUCACGUCAGAACAGACCCAAACAGAGCAGAGUCCCGACACACUCCAUCUGAUAUCAACCCUGACAGAGUCUACUUUGUUACAGACCCAGCUGCCACUCUCUGCCACCGCUCCCUCAACCCUCCCAAAGGCUCCAUCAAGAAGCCCCAGUGUGAGAUCAACCCCUUCCUGCCGCAGAUCUCCAGCCUCAAAUGGGUCACUCCACUCACAGACUCUGCCUUCAGCCCCAUGUACCUGCAAGCUGAUUGGUAUUCAGCCGCACUACAGGGGCUCAACAAGCAGAUGGGUGUUUCCACUAUCAUGCGUGCUCCCACAGCGUCUAAGGAGAACAAUGUGGUCCUGAGUGUCACCAGUAAAACAGUCUCGGUGAAGGCCAGGCUCGGGAAGCCGGUGCUGCUGGACUGUGGCUUCUGGGUCGACCCGUCCUCGCCUCUGGCCGGGAUGGGUUUUGCCGUCGAGUGGCGCUACCAGUUCAGAGGCGAGGGCCGACUUGUUCUGGCGUAUGACGGGAAGACGGACCGCCUGGCCGACACACAGGAGGAAGGAGCCAUGCUGGACUUCGAGGGUUUGCACACGAAGGGAAACGCAUCCCUAAUCCUGCAGGAGGCUAAAGUGCGUCACUCCGGGACGUACAUUUGUACAGUGUAUCUGCCGUUCCUUCUGGCUCAGACGGCGAUGGAGCUUGACAUUGUUGAACCUCCAUCCCUCUCCAUCCACCCCUCCCCUCUGCCCCUCGCUGUUCCCGGCCAGACUUUGGUUGUCCAGUGUGAAGCGUCCGGCUUCGCCCCCCUCUCCCUGGAGCUGAGCUGGGAGUUUAAAGGCGCUGAUGGGAAAACCAGGCCCCUGGAGACGAGCAGCGUAACGGGCCACAGGCAGGCCUGGGAUGGCACCUUUGGGCAGACCGCACGGCUGGAGCUCGACGUCUCAAAAAUGGACCUGGGCACAGGUGGAGAGCUCACCUGUGUGGCUGUCCACCCUGGAGGCACACGACGGGCCAGCACGACCCUCAGUGUCAUCGGGUUCAGUACUCCCACUAUUGAGGACUCAAUGGCGAUGGUUGGUGUGGCAUUAGUGCUUUAUGGUCUCAUCAAGUUUGUGUCCUGGACCUUUACAAGCUCAGGCUCAGACCAGGCUGAUAAACCAGAUAAGAAAGAGAAGUAAAGAAGAAUAAAGUCGACUGAUGUGGAUGUGUGAUACUGAGCCACUGUUGUCUGUUGGAGGGGAGUUUCAGGAGCGACUGUUCACCUGUUUGUGCUGACAGUUAUUUUUAGUUUAGUGAUACAUUUUUAGUUUUUUUCUACAGAUCUGCUGGGACGCCUGCUCGCGCUCAUUCUCACUUAAUUCUGUUUAAACUGUUGUUUUCAUUUUGUUUUUUACAGAGAAGGUUUAAUCUUCCAAAGGUUAAGGGGGUUUCUGCUCAGUUUAAAAAAAACAAAAAACUGUUGUGUCAUUUUUUUAAUCUUCUUUUUUUAAAGUGAUGUAAUGUUUCAUUCUCUCAGUGUUUUAUACUGAUUUUUUUUUUCACAAACACUGGAAAAGACCCAACAAGUUACACUCUCCUGUGCUAACAGCCCCAAAAAAUCACAGAUGAAGGAUUAGACCUGGGCGUGUCCAAACUGUCCAAACUUGCAGACUUAAUUCUAUUUUUGUAAAUACAUGAAAAAUAAUGUAUGUAUAUUCUGUCAUCACAUGUUGCUGUUUUUUAUUUUAUUGUGUGUGUGUGUGUGUGUGUGUUGUUCAGACUAAAGUAGGAAUGAUGCUCUGUCCAUUACUAAAACUGAAGAUACAGCCUGGGCUCAUUCAAAAUAAAAUGUCCACACAAGUGCUUCCCACUUGUGUGGACAUUUUAAUGGUACAAAAAGAGCACAUCAUAAAAAUGGGAAUGAAAAUUCAUAAGUGAAGUAUCAUGGGUACAAUAAAAACAUUUCUUAAAACA
Molecule: messenger RNA, 2222 nt
Organism: Lates calcarifer (barramundi perch)
Lineage: Eukaryota; Metazoa; Chordata; Actinopteri; Centropomidae
Product: tapasin
Exons: 8
Coding region: 125-1447 (440 amino acids)
Biological process (GO): antigen processing and presentation of endogenous peptide antigen via MHC class I
Cellular component (GO): membrane
Source: RefSeq, a predicted model, not a curated record